Molecule: messenger RNA, 744 nt
Organism: Adineta steineri
Lineage: Eukaryota; Metazoa; Rotifera; Eurotatoria; Adinetida; Adinetidae
Source: the annotation of a GenBank genome assembly
AUGUACACAUUAUUUAUAGUAUCGAGUAUAUUUCUUUCAUUUAUUAAUGGUGGUUUAACCAUCGAUUGUCCAAAUAUACCAUCAAAAUGGUGUGAAACAAAAGAAAUUGCUCAAGCUUGUGGUGUAACUGAACAAUGUACAACAUAUGUUUGGAAAACUCGUGUGGAAAAUGAACUUGUAAAUUUAUCGAUUUAUUAUGAAACACUUUGUCCUGAUUGUAGACAAUUUAUAACAACACAAGUAUGGAAUACAUAUCAAUCAAUACUUGAUAUUGUUAAUAUAACAUUUGUUCCAUAUGGAAAUGCAAAAGAAUUAUAUCGACCAGAAACUAAACUCUAUCAAUAUUAUUGUCAACAUGGUGCUGAAGAGUGUUAUGGGAAUUUAAUUCAUGCUUGUGUUAUUAAUUUUUAUCCAAAAACUGAAGAACAUAUGCCAUUUAUUUAUUGUACUGAAUCAACUGAUGGUGAUAUUGAAACAGUUGCAACUCAAUGUGCACAAAAAUCAACAAUUGAUUAUGAUCAAAUUACUGCUUGUACACAUAGUCGUUUAGGUAAUCAAUUACAACAUGCAUAUGCUGUUCAAACUGAAAGUCUUCAACCAGCACAUCAAUAUGUACCUUGGAUAACACUCAAUGGUGAACAUACAGAAGAUAUGCAAAAACAAGCUGAAAAAGAUCUUAUUGGCCUUAUUUGUAAAUCAUAUAAAGGAUCUGAUCCACCUGCUCAAUGUAUGAAAAAUCUCUAA